UCACUGCUAACCUCAAUCGGAUGAACACAUUUUGACAGUUCAGCAGUACUGUUUGUAAACAGAAAUUUCUUUUGUUUGUUUAUUGACAAAUUGGAUCAGACCAUUUACGGUCCGUAUCACCUAAAUAAAGUUUUAAAACAUUUGUUCACGAUUGAAUACGUUUCGUUUUUGAUAUUUAUUAAAUAAAAAAGACUAGUUGCAAAGUGUAAAGAUGAUUGUUUUAGAUGUGCUCUUAGAUUUUUGUUUAAGCUUGUUUGUAAACAGUACCGCUGAAUUGUCAAGGAUGAAUACUUGUUCAUUUGUGUCGUCACGAUAAAAAACACCCACCAUCUGUCUCGAGACGAGUUUACUAGGUAUUCAUUUUUCGCAGAAUACCACUAUGCCAAGGCUGUCGGGUAGAAGAUCGUACGUUUUUUUAUUGUUAUCUUUUGAACACCGUCAAUCAUACUUACCUGAUUGGGUAUUUUGGUGAAUUAAAUAAUCAGUAUCGAUUGAAAGGCAAAUAUGAAACUAUAUUUAGUUGCAUCAAAGCAUCAGGAUGAUUGAGUAUACCGAGCAGUAUUUUCGUGGGCUUGACCUGUGGUCACUAUGGGUAGAUCAGGCAUUCGUUAAUGCUAGUGCAGAUGGGUUGCGAAACUUUUAUUUGUAUUCACUAUCUGAUGAAUGCGAGAAGUGUCCCUAUACAAGAAUUCACGAGAUCAAAAGCGAAUAUGACGAAACUAAUAUAAUCGAACUGGAUGUAGCGCAUAGAUUAUAUUUCAGGGUGUUUGAGAGAAAUCUAGGGAAAUAUGCUUACGAUAAUGACUCUUUCGUAUGUCAGUUCGACGGUAACUUGGGCGAAUUUGGUGUGUAUGAUUUGCGCAUUAAAGACAACGGUACAACCACUUGCGAAUUAGAAACCGCAAAAGAACCAGUCAGCAUUUACUUGCCAUUUCUUACAAUCGCAUUGAUUGCACUUACUCUAAUUUCUCUGGUUGUGGGUGGAAAAUAUCUCGCACGCCGGAUCAGACGGAUCGAACCACAGCUGACACCAGGUAGUCCCUCUAGCACUCAGAAUGAUAUUAAGAAAAAUGCUCGCCUUCGAAGUGUGGACACUUUUCGAGGCAUAGCGAUUACGCUGAUGAUAUUCGUUAACAGCGGAGGCGGACAUUAUUGGUGGAUUGAACAUGCAACCUGGAACGGGUUACACAUUGCUGAUUUGGUGUUCCCGUGGUUUUUAUUCAUCAUGGGUGUUUGUAUUCCCAUAUCCAUCCGUUCGCAACUUAGCAAAAAUAUUCCACGAGUCUCAAUCUUGCAGACAAUCACUAUUAGAUCACUGAAACUGUUCUUGAUUGGGCUAUGCUUAAAUUCAAUAAGCGGACCUGCGAUGUCUGAUCUUCGUAUUUUUGGUGUACUGCAACGAUUUGGUAUAGCUUAUUUUGUGGUAUCAACAAUUCAUUUGUAUUGCUACAAGGAAAAUGAACAAUUUGUAAAUCCUGUAUGUGCCCGAAACGUUGAUAUUUUUCGACUUUGGAGACAUUGGUUAAUUGUCGGAAUAUUAACACUAGUUUAUUUAAUAAUCAUCUUCUUCGUUCCAGCACCUGGUUGUCCAAGUGGCUACUUCGGUCCUGGUGGAAAACAUUUCAUGGGAAUAUACUCUAACUGUACGGGGGGUAUAGCCGGUUAUAUAGAUCGAAUGAUUCUUGGAGACAAACAUCUAUACCAACAUCCAACCGCACGAUAUUUGUACGAUGCACAAUCAUUUGAUCCAGAAGGACCUUUCGGAUGUCUACCAACAACAUUGCAGGUUUUAUUGGGGCUUCAGUGUGGCGUUCUAAUAAUCACAUACACAAAUGCCGUGAGUCGAAUUCGUAGAUUAGCAAGUUGGGGGGUAGCUCUUGGAUUACUAGGAGGAAUUCUCUGUAGUUUCAGUAAAAACGAUGGCUGGAUUCCAGUGAACAAGAAUCUCUGGUCAGUGUCUUAUGUACUGGUUACCGGUUCACUGGCAUUUUUCCUUCUACUGAUUUGCUUCAUUCUCAUAGAUGUUAAACACUAUUGGAGUGGAGCUCCGUUUUUAUUCGCGGGAAUGAAUGCAAUUAUUUUGUAUGUUGGACAUACAGUGUUCCAUAAAAUGUUACCCUGGCAUUGGAAUAUAGGGAGGAUGAAUACUCACUUUAUGUUAAUGUUAGAAGCUUUAUGGAACACGAUCAUGUGGAACAUAAUUGCAUACAUUCUGUAUAAGAAGAAUGUUUUCUAUAGCUUGUAAUUCUCCAAUUACUAAUAUCCUAUUAAAUUCUUUAUGAUUACAAAAAGAUGACAAGAGUGGUUUUUCUUUCCGUACUAUUGAAAUAAUGUUGCUCGAUCGUGAUUCAUCGAACAAUGGUUCCAACUAAUAUAGUGUAUUGUAUAGUUUGUUUAGAUGCUAUAAGUAGGUGUCGUCUCACCACCAGAGUAAUAAUUGCAUUUUAAAUAAUAAUGGUUUCAAAAAUGUAGAAAAUCAGUAUCAAAAAUACUGCGAACUUUGUUCAGUUCAUGUAAAAAUACGGCAACAACUAAAUCUGCAUUAUUGUUUCUGUUUUUCGUGUAAAAUACAGUCCUACGUCCAAAUUCGAGCAAGUGCCACUAAAGUGUGCGAUUUGUUUCAGGAGCUACCCAAUUUGUUGUUAUGAAAUACUACAAUCCCAACAUACCAGCGAAUAGUACAUACAUGUGACGAGCUUUUCGUUCACCUGAGUUCGAUUCUCGACCUCUUCCUCAUCCGCUGACUCCGAGUGUGACUUCUUUUUGCUUUUUUUCUUUUUCUGUCGAAACGUAUCCAAGCGCGGCUCAUCUGCAGUGGAGUGGAUUUUAACCGCAUCAACAGCGUCGUUAUCUUUAAUAUGAUCGAUCGAGUCGAGAUUCGCACAACUGUUUUUCUUAGAAUUAUUGUAGCUAUUUCGUCUCCGAAGUCGUCUACUAUCACCAAUCGCUAAUGUUGCCGAAUUAUGCAUAAAAUCCGCCGAUCGGCUAUCGUUGUUCGAAGAAAGUAGCGAAGACGACGAUUCUGCGUUGGAAUAGUUGCGAUCCUUCUCCUCGCAUUCAUCAAUUAGCUCGAGUGUAUCGAAUUGAUUAUUGCUUGGAAUGUCUUUCUGUAAAAGGAAAUUAACAUACAUAUAUGAAUUUAUGCCAACAAUGCAAUCUUCGUCAAUUUCAUGUAAAAUUCUGGAUGAAUAAAUGCAAUAAAAAGAACCA
Malaya genurostris is the source of this 3210-nucleotide messenger RNA. RefSeq names its product heparan-alpha-glucosaminide N-acetyltransferase (gene Hgsnat). The record is from RefSeq and is a predicted model, not a curated record. The transcript has 6 exons. Bases 539 to 2245 code for a protein of 568 amino acids. NCBI's taxonomy places the organism in Eukaryota, Metazoa, Arthropoda, Insecta, Diptera, Culicidae.